CGCCCGCCCAGCCUUUAGCCUCCCUCCCGCCGCCGCCUCUGUCUCCCUCUCUCCACGAACUGCCCAGGAGCGAGCAGCUGCUCUCCGACGACCCGACGGACCGACAGACGCACGGACUGCCCGACCCUCAAGACUGCCAACCAGCCAGCCUGUGCCCGCCGCUUCCCCUCCUCAGUCUCGCAGGCACACCCACCAUGUGGCCCCUGUGGCCUCUUGCGGCCCUGCUGGCCCUGAGCCAGGCUCUGCCCUUCGAGCAAAAAGGCUUCUGGGACUUCACCCUGGACGACGGGCUGCCCAUGCUGAACGACGAGGAGGCUUCAGGCGCCGACACGACCUCGGGCAUCCCAGACCUGGACUCCCUCCCGCCCACCUACAGCGCCAUGUGCCCUUUCGGCUGCCACUGCCACCUGCGGGUCGUUCAGUGCUCCGACCUGGGUCUGAAGGCUGUGCCCAAAGAGAUCUCGCCCGACACCACUCUGCUGGACCUGCAGAACAACGACAUCUCCGAGAUCCGAAAGGAUGACUUCAAAGGCCUCCAGCAUCUCUAUGCCCUGGUCCUGGUGAACAACAAGAUCUCCAAGAUCCACGAGAAGGCCUUCAGCCCCCUGCGGAAGCUGCAGAAGCUCUACAUCUCCAAGAACCACCUGGUGGAGAUCCCUCCCAACCUGCCCAGCUCCCUGGUGGAGCUCCGCAUCCAUGACAACCGCAUCCGCAAGGUGCCCAAGGGCGUGUUCAGUGGGCUGCGCAACAUGAACUGCAUCGAGAUGGGUGGGAACCCCCUGGAGAACAGUGGCUUUGAACCUGGAGCUUUCGAUGGCCUGAAGCUCAACUACCUGCGCAUCUCUGAGGCCAAGCUCACCGGCAUCCCCAAAGACCUCCCCGAGACCCUGAAUGAACUCCACCUGGACCACAACAAAAUCCAGGCAAUCGAGCUGGAGGAUCUGCUCCGCUACUCAAAGCUGUACAGGCUGGGCCUGGGCCACAACCAGAUCCGCAUGAUUGAGAAUGGGAGCCUGAGUUUUCUGCCCACCCUGAGGGAACUGCAUUUGGAUAAUAACAAGCUGUCCAGGGUGCCUGCCGGCCUUCCGGACCUCAAGCUCCUCCAGGUGGUCUAUCUGCACACCAACAACAUCACCAAGGUGGGCGUCAAUGACUUCUGCCCGGUGGGCUUCGGGGUCAAGCGAGCCUACUACAAUGGCAUCAGCCUCUUCGGCAACCCCGUGCCCUACUGGGAGGUGCAACCAGCCACCUUCCGCUGCGUCACUGACCGCCUGGCCAUCCAGUUUGGCAACUACAAAAAGUAGAGGCGGUGGCAGCCGCCAAGGUGGCCCGGGCGGGGUCUCUGGGAAGCACAGCAGAUGUCCUGAGGGGGGAAGCAAAGCAAGGGAGCGAAGCCAAUGCUCAGCUGCACCCGACCCAGCCCAACCCUUGAUCCCCAACCCCCCUCAUCGCCUCCCGACGUCCUUGCCCUGGCUCCCAAGUGCGCAGGUGAGGCGUGAGGCCUGGCCCCCAUCACACGCCCUUUAGCUUCAGAGCUGCCCCUGGUCCCCCAUCAUGACCACGCAGAGGUGCCCCCACGAAACUUUCUUCCCAUUCACCCC
Molecule: messenger RNA, 1601 nt
Organism: Balaenoptera acutorostrata (minke whale)
Lineage: Eukaryota; Metazoa; Chordata; Mammalia; Artiodactyla; Balaenopteridae
Gene: BGN
Product: biglycan
Exons: 8
Coding region: 195-1304 (369 amino acids)
Molecular function (GO): protein binding
Source: RefSeq, a predicted model, not a curated record